AAGCAGCGAGCGCUGCCCCUCCCCGCGCCGGGGGCUCGCCCGCAGUCAGACGGAGGCAGCUGUCAGGCGAGGGAAGCCCGCGCAAGGCAGCAAAAGGCGAGCCUGGCCGGGGCCGGAGGCGGAGGAAGGGAGAGCCGCGCCAGAGCGCUGACGGGAGCAGGCGAGCCGCCCGCGCUGGCCCCGUGCCACCGAGAGGAGGGGCAGCGGAUCCCCAGAGCCCAUUAAAAAGCCAGGCUGAGCAGCAGCCAGGCGGAGAAAACACCUCCCUAGAAGGCAGCGGCGGCAGCAGAGGCAGAGCAGCCGGGGCCACCGCCAGCGCCUUCUCCAGCGGCCGGAUUUCGCCCCGCUUCUGCUCCCGCGCCGAGCGAGCGGCCCAGAGCGCGCCCAGCUCUCGGGGCUUCGCCUGCCCAAGCCCCGCAGCCCCCGCCCUCCCCGGGGCCGCCGCAGACGCAGAGCCCGGCGGUCGAGCGAGUGCGCGCGCGCGCGCCUGGAUGAAGCGGCGGGAGCGCUGAGCAGCGAAUCUCGGCCGCCCGCUGCCCUCUUCCCUCCCUCCCUGCCGGCCGCGGCAAGAUGAGCGCGACGCUCCCCAGCCUGGUGGCCUGGCUGGCCGUGCUGCUCCUGGGAAGGAUGGACCGCCUCGCUGACGCCUGCAGCUGCUCCCCCGUGCAUCCGCAACAGGCGUUUUGCAAUGCAGAUGUAGUGAUUAGAGCAAAAGCUGUUUCUGAGAGAGAGGUGGACUCCGGCAAUGACAUCUAUGGAAACCCCAUCAAACGCAUCCAGUACGAGAUCAAACAGAUAAAGAUGUUCAAAGGGCCUGACCAGGACAUUGAAUUCAUCUACACGGCUCCUUCGUCAGCAGUGUGUGGGGUGACGCUGGAUGUUGGUGGCAAAAAGGAGUAUCUCAUUGCAGGAAAAUCUGAGGGCAACGGCAACAUGCAUAUCACACUGUGUGACUUCAUAGUCCCUUGGGAUUCCCUCAGUGCCACCCAGAAGAAGAGUCUAAACCAGCGAUACCAGAUGGGCUGUGAGUGCAAGAUCUCCCGCUGCCCCUCCAUCCCUUGCUUUGUUUCUGCUCAGGAUGAGUGUCUUUGGACUGAUUGGGUGACUGAGAAGAACAUCAAUGGUCGGCAGGCAAAGCACUAUGCCUGCAUCAAGCGGAGCGAUGGUUCAUGCGCAUGGUACCGUGGAGUGGCCCCACCUAAGCAGGAGUUUCUUGACAUUGAGGACCCUUGAGUCCCCAGCGCCAUGGCAGUCCAGUAGCCAAUAGCAACAAAGCUUGCAAGAAAUUAGACUGGUCCACCUCUGACAUCAUUUCCUGGAAACAGCAUGAAAAUAGGGUCUCCCGGGCAAGCACAAUGGUGGUGGAAAGUGGGGCUAAGGGAGGAGAGGUCUAAGCCACUUACACAUUGCUUUGUUGGUUUCCUCCCUUGUGUUGUGUUAACAAGUGGUUUCUUGCAACCUGGAUCACACAAUUACCAACAUGCCACGGCAUGGGGAGGGGGAGGGGGUGCAGAAUUUACAGUACAAGUGGCUGAGAGAGGCGUUGCCUCUGAUUCUGUGUAGCAGGCCUACCAGGUUCUUACUGCCUUGAGAGGGCAGCCACUGCUGUAGGGACAGCUCCCUAUUCCAACCCUACUGGCUUCUGCCUGUGUAAAAAACUAUCUUCCCCUUUAUAUACAUGCAUGCACACACAGCACAAAUUAAACCUCUACCCUUGGCGCUUCAGAAUCUUUCCUUUCUCUGCCCCAUACACACACAGCUAGUGGACUGAGAGCAAAUAGCUUCCAAAACGAGAGGACCGAUUUGCCACAGUACUGGUGAACACUGCGUUCCCCUUUCUAUUGUCAAAGCAUCCUGCUACUGAGUGCUGAGAGGGCAGAGGGCACUCCCUGCUUUCAGGAACAAUGUUUUUGUCACUAGUUGGGUCGCAGUGUGAGUUGAUGGAUGUUAAGUCACCACCUUUGUGUGUAUGGGAAAGUUGUGUGCAGAUAUUGGCUCUGUACUCUGAAGUAUAAAUUUUAAUUAAGAUACUAUUCCCUUGGGAAGCUGAAUUACCUGUUAGGCCUCCCCGUCAAACAUUCGCUGUGUCUACUUCCUAUUGUGUUCCUGUCCAUUAAUGUAAUUCUACUGCCAAAGCCCCUCCCAGCCCAGUGGACUCGCUAUUCCUUUUCAGUAUUUGGUAGACCAAAGGAGUCUUUCUUCUCCCCCUAUUUGAAACGUCUUGUUAUGCAGAAUGGUGAUUUUUUCAAUAGGACUGAAGUUGCUUCAGGUUCUGUAGUCUGUCCUGUGUAGAAGGGAAGCUUUGUGGAAAGAACUGAGUUUGGGCAUCCCCCUCCCAAAAAUGUGAUCACAGGAGCCAGGUAGUCGAGGCAUACCCUUCUAAACUGUGAUUAUAAAUGUUCCCUUGGAGUCACAAAAUGGACACUGGCUGCCUACAAACCAUCCCAGUCAUCCAGCUCUUUCUCCAUAUUUUCUGAGCCAGCUUUGUUUCUUUGCUGUAGUUCCUGAGCUCUGUAUAGCUGCCCCUAUUUGCAAGACCCCAAAAUUAAUUGGGAGGGUGCCCGGAAGUACUCAGCCAGACCUCCCCCCCAACCCGUGACCUUUUCAUGCUGUUCAUCAAGGUAACUUUUUAAAAGAUGUCAUAUUGGACCAGUCUGUUUGAUUUUCAAUAUAUUUAAAAAAAAAAAGAAAAAGGAAAAAAAUCUGUUCAAUCCAAUAUAUGACUCCCGUUUUUGCUUCCUGUAUGGUUAUAUCAUAUGUGACAUUUACCUCUCUCUGCUGAUACUCUCUUUGAUUGUAAUGUUUUCCAUUUGUUUUGGCAAUCAGUUGUAUCAUUCCUGUGCUCUAUUAUUAUUAUUAUUAUUAUUAUUUUUAAAUUUCCUUGUUUAGCUGUUAGAUUUGCACUUACUCUUUUUAAAGGGGUUCUGCAUUGGAAGCUUUCAACAUACAGUGGGAAGAAUGUCAAAACGUAUGGAGGGUAGAGACCUCCGGUUAUUUCGUAAUGCCAGUGGUGGUAGUAUUUCUCCUUCUGUCUUCCUCUUCCUGCCCCUACAACAAGCACAGGCUUUUUCCAGAGGCUGGAGGCUGGCUGUGGUGUAUGACUGCUUCUUGCUAGCCAAAUUGCAGUCCCAUAACCUGCCAAGGAGUAAGAUCAGCUUGCCUUUCCAGUAGCUGUGUGAAAAGCAACCAUUGUGAAAAAUCUAUUUAUGGAAAAAGUAGUUAUCAAAAGCUCUUCAAUUGGUUUAAUUUAUCGCUGUGGCUUUUGGUGCCACGCCGAACCCUCCCUGAGACACACAAGCACACACACAUACAAAGUUUCCCUUUUUUCCUCAUGCCAGCAACUCAAAAUAUUUAAAAGAAAGUUUACAUUAUUUUCAAAUCUUUGCUUAGUAAGUAUGAAAAAUAAGUAUCUAACUUGCAGCCAUAAUUUAAAGCUUAUUGGGGAGCUGGGAUGUUGUUUGGUGGGUGGAGUAAUAUUGGGGGUGGGUGGACUUUUUUUUCUGUUGGAUUCUGAAAGCUGAGAUUUUCUUGUGCUGGGAACACAUGAAAGUUGUUGAAUAGACAAGCAGACUGUGCAUGUCUCAGACGCUUUGUAUAAUUCAUAUGUGGACAUUUGAGUCUUUGGACAAUAAACAGUAUUAUCAAAUAAAA
Molecule: messenger RNA, 3651 nt
Organism: Eublepharis macularius
Lineage: Eukaryota; Metazoa; Chordata; Lepidosauria; Squamata; Eublepharidae
Gene: TIMP2
Product: TIMP metallopeptidase inhibitor 2
Exons: 5
Coding region: 571-1233 (220 amino acids)
Biological process (GO): negative regulation of endopeptidase activity; negative regulation of membrane protein ectodomain proteolysis
Cellular component (GO): extracellular matrix
Molecular function (GO): metalloendopeptidase inhibitor activity; protease binding
Source: RefSeq, a predicted model, not a curated record